This is a messenger RNA of Sphaerodactylus townsendi, 2103 nucleotides long. RefSeq names its product microtubule associated protein 1 light chain 3 beta (gene MAP1LC3B). Gene Ontology annotation, biological process: macroautophagy; cellular response to nitrogen starvation; autophagosome assembly. The transcript has 4 exons. Lineage: Eukaryota; Metazoa; Chordata; Lepidosauria; Squamata; Sphaerodactylidae. Gene Ontology annotation, cellular component: autophagosome; autophagosome membrane; cytosol. Gene Ontology annotation, molecular function: ubiquitin protein ligase binding. The coding region runs from base 214 to 591 and encodes 125 amino acids. The record is from RefSeq and is a predicted model, not a curated record.
ACGCAGGCGCAGUAGCGCGCGGCGAAACCUCGGCGCGGAGGCGGCGGAGUGCGGGCAACGAGGGCACGCCUCUUUCCCCCUUCCUCGCUCGCCUCGGUGUGACGUCAGGGUCCCGGCGAAGGCGGGGCCAGGGCUGGUCAGCUGAUCGCCGACGGGCUCCGGGGUUGAUGGUCGGCGCCGCUGAGGAAGGAGAGACCCGGAGGAGGAGCCGCGAUGCCGUCGGAGAAGAGCUUCAAGCAGCGACGCACCUUUGAACAGAGAGUAGAAGAUGUCCGGCUUAUUCGAGAGCAGCAUCCAACCAAGAUACCAGUCAUUAUUGAAAGGUAUAAAGGAGAGAAGCAACUUCCUGUUCUGGAUAAGACCAAGUUCCUGGUUCCGGACCAUGUCAACAUGAGUGAGCUGAUCAAAAUUAUCAGACGCCGCCUGCAGCUGAAUUCCAACCAGGCUUUCUUCUUACUGGUGAACGGACACAGCAUGGUGAGCGUUUCGACGCCGAUCUCGGAGGUGUACGAAAGCGAGAAGGACGAGGAUGGCUUCCUGUACAUGGUGUACGCCUCCCAGGAAACAUUUGGCACGCAACCCUCUGUGUAAAUCAUGGCCAGCGGCUUGUAGCCUAGGAUAGUUUUUACCCUUCCCUCCCACAGGAAAAAAGAAAGGGAUGUCACCCACCUGCUCACGGUAGUCGUGCUUAGUGGGUGUUCUCAGCAUACUUUGUUUUGUUUGUGAAUAUUGGAACAGAGGGGUGCCAGGAUGGACAGACGGGCCAGCUUCGUAAACCUGCUCUCAGUUUGCACAGGCAUGCUUGCUUUGUAGUCUCUGGAAUCUGAUUGAAAUCAUACCAUGUGUGUUAAAGUUGCCAAUAAAAGGGAAUUUUAAGUUACUGUCAUCCUAGGAGCUGGGCUAACACUUAAUAGCAAACUGAAAUGCUUCAGUGUGACAUCUCCUUCUGUUAAGUCCUCCUCAGACCUAACAAUGUUCCUCCCACCCCACCCCCCACCCCCCGGAAAGGGAAUGAGUCCAGGUCUCUUGGCCUGGUCUCCUUUGCCAAGAGCUUUUGCCUUGGUGAUUGACAAGUCACCGCAUGUGGUGGCAGGGAAUUUUAUUCUACAGUACUGCCACUUUAGAGGGUAAAGUAUCGGUUUGCUAAAUAUUAUAUAUAUAUAUAUGUAUAUCACACACCACAGCUUUAAAUCUAGUUUUAGGGACUGUAUAUUUUAAAACUAGUUUAUGUCCUUAACAGUAACCAUCUGAAGAGGAACUUCAGUCUAACCGGAAUCUUUGUCAUUUGGUCAGCUAUAGCAUCCAAGUUGUACAUCCACCCGAGCAAAGUGGGCUUGUAUGACUCUUUCAAACAACGUUGGCAUUUUUAUUCAGAGAAACAGUCGUUGAGAGGGUGAUGCUUUGAAGGGACAGCAAGGCCCCAGGAGCCACCUGGUGAUUCUUGAAAGUGUUUCUUGGUACAUUAACCCUUCCUCCCGCUUUGUUCUUCACCUUUAUGGGAACAGAACAAAGGAGAGGCUGGCAAGGAAUUUCCCUGACUGAAAACAUGGUUUCCUGCAGCAUGAAUCGCAAGGUCUGAGCACAGGACUCUUCUUAAUUAGCUGCAUGACAUUUGAUUUCAGUGAGAGGGUGAAUUUCUCCUUCCCUAACCCUAAGGGAUAUCUAAACUUGCAAAGAGCAGCUGCUCAGUCUAUCACUGAAGCUUCUGGUCAGUUGUGUGGGACGAGACGUUAACGUUGCUGCAAGCAGGAUUAUGCCCUAUGCAAAAGGAAGAUACUUCAGCUAAGUGUCCUGCUUCCAGCUGACUGUACAGUGACAUGUAGCAGGCUGACUAAAAGUUAACUCUUGUAUAUUACUGUGUGUGAAUUUAAAUGCAUCUGUUAUAGAAAGCUAAUUUUUGCUCAGCAGACGGGGGGGAGAGCAAUGCUACAUCUUGGCACACUGUUGGACAUCAGAUAUGUCUACGGGUUGUACCACUUGCAUGCAUCUGUUUAGUGCUUGCUUCCAAUUUUUAAAGUGUUCACUGUGAGCUUUUAACCUAACUGUAAAAUUUUACCAAUAGCCUGUCUUCUGUUCAGUUAAAGAUCUUUCUUGAUAUACAAA